Molecule: messenger RNA, 549 nt
Organism: Caenorhabditis remanei
Lineage: Eukaryota; Metazoa; Nematoda; Chromadorea; Rhabditida; Rhabditidae
Exons: 3
Coding region: 1-549 (182 amino acids)
Source: RefSeq, a predicted model, not a curated record
AUGCUACAACAACUAUUUGUUCCUGUGCUCUUCCUGAUGGCUGUUUCAGGAAACCCUUCGGAAAAAGAAUGUGAACUGGAGAAGCAAGCCGCUGAGAAAUGUACAUCGGAAGCCAAUAUGACUUCGAAUACUGUCAAUAGGGAUUGGAAUAAUUAUGAGAAAGAAAUUCCAAAGUUUGAGAAAUGGGUGAAGUGUGUUGGAGAACCAGUGUGUCCGUUGAAUGCAAAAUACUUCGAAGGAACCAAAAUCAUGUUCAAUAUUUUCGUAAGGACGGCUAGAGAACCACGCCCAUGCCUCGAUAAGAGUGAAAUCACGUCCUGCCGACCAGAAGGAGAGGUUGAAUGUGGGGAUCUAUCGUUCUACGACUGUGUCACUGAUAUCAUGAAACAAUCGGAUGCGUGCACUCAAAAAGAUGUGAACUCCUAUAUCUCAUUUAUUCCGGAUACUGUCAGAUUCUGUAAAGUGAGAAAGGAAAUUAAAGAGUUGUUAGGAAUUCCACCGUCAAAAAUUUAUGAAGAGCGUGGGAAUAAUACUAAAACUGCACCAUGA